Dinoponera quadriceps is the source of this 2332-nucleotide messenger RNA. It is a transcript of the gene Ddrgk1, whose product is annotated as DDRGK domain-containing protein 1. The record is from RefSeq and is a predicted model, not a curated record. Bases 18 to 893 code for a protein of 291 amino acids. The transcript has 2 exons. NCBI's taxonomy places the organism in Eukaryota, Metazoa, Arthropoda, Insecta, Hymenoptera, Formicidae.
AGAGAGAGAAAGAGAGAAUGGACAUGACGUUAUUGGUACUUGUCGCUUCGGCGAUCGUUGCUCUAAUUAUUAUAUGCACUGUUUUUCUGCAAUACAGAUCUGGUAUUCAAGAAAAGCAAACUAAUGCUGAAAAUGCUAUAGCGCAAGGUCGACCGGUAAGGAGAGCAGCUGGUGUUAGAAAUGCCAGGCUUCGUAUGCAGGGAAAUAUUAAUUAUCAACAGCAUCAGGAGGACAACAGAAUAGUUGACGAAGAUAAUGAAGAUACGGGAGACAAAACAGAAUUACCGGAUUAUAAAAUAGGAGCAAAAAAGCGAGCAAAGUUGGCAGCCAAAGCAGAAAAGAAGUUGCAAAGAGAGGCAGCUGAACGAGACAGGGAAGAGCGUAAGAAGCGAGAACAACUUGUUCAAGAAGAAAAAGAUAAGCAGGCUGAGAGAGAACGUACAGAGCAAUUACGCGUAGAUGAAGCAGAAAAGAAAGCUAGAGAGGACAGAGAGAAGAGAGAGCAUGAGGAAUAUUUGAGGAUGAAAGAAGCAUUUAGUAUAGAAGAGGAAGGUUACCAGGAGGAAAACAAAGAACACAAGGAGAACUUAUUGCAAGAAUUUAUCGAAUAUAUAAAACAGAACAAGGUAUUGGUUUUGGAAGAUCUAGCUGCGCAUUUCAAUUUGAAAACAACUAGCGUGAUAGAAAGAAUUCAAGAAUUGCAAGCAAAUGAUAAGUUAACCGGAGUAAUUGAUGAUAGAGGAAAAUUUAUUUAUAUCUCAGAGGAUGAACUUCAGGCGGUUGUUAAAUUUGUACGACAACGUGGUAGAGUCAGUAUUGCUGAAUUGGUUGAGAAUUCGAAUAAUUUAAUUAGUUUAGCAGCUGUAAAAAGUUCUAGCAUUUCUGUUAGCUAGAUAAUUGUUAUACUAAGUUUGUACAUAUAUGUUUUAUGUCGGUUGUGACGUGGUUAAAUGAAUAUAUUUAAUUACAGAUGUAUUGUAAUGGAUCUUUCUCUUUUUGAUUAUAAUAUAAAUUUAUAAUAAUGUUGAGUUCGCGCGCGUGCGCGCGGUAAAAGCUACUAUGUUCAUGUAUAAUCCGUCCUAGAUCAUAAUUUCUCUUCCAAUAGAAACACUAUCUCGUAUUGCUUUGUAAUCCAUCCAAACUAUCAAAUAAUCUUUCCAAUAAUCGUCCCUUAUGAAAGAAGAUCGUAUAAAAACUAAGCACUAGAUUAAACUACAGAAGCUAACUAAAUCUCAUCUUUGUUAUAUUUUAAGUAGGGAAUUUUUUCCGAUCACUUUAAUUUCAUUCUAUUGGCUAAAUCUGCGAAGAGACAACUGAAAAGAUUAAUACAGGCGGAAAACGUUAGAAAGAAUUUUAUAGAAUUCCGAAUUAAACUCGCCGUAUGUUUACUUCUCUUAUCGUUUGUACUUGAUUCGCGCUCUCCUGUUAAACCUUUCCAACGUGUAACGUUAGCGACGGCGACGGGGAGGAAUUUUGUGAUCCGAUGCGCGUCCUGACGACACGGAGAAUCGAUGUUGCAUCAGAUUCUAGUUUACCUUAAACUGCAAGCUAUACGCGCAGAUUCUUAUUUUCCCUGAGAAUGUAUAAUUUAUCUCGCGGUGGGCACGGCGCUAACGCGACCACGUUAUCGUGAAAAUAUACAUAUUGGCAGAAAAAAAGAACGUACAUAUUGCUUACGCGGUGGUUGCCCGGCUAUAACCGGUGAAAAGUCUCAACGUGAGAAAUGACAGCGCAAAUUAUUUAUCGCGGAAAUGCAGCUUUUUGCUGUUUCUGUCUCGAGACCUGUUUUUAUAUAAGAGGCACAAUCUGUUUCAUGUUUGAUGGAGAAAAAGGAUGAAAAGUUUCGUUAUAUACAAAUCUUAUCUGCAAGAUUGUUACUCCGACAUUAGAGAAAAAGAGAAAGUAGGAGAAUGCGCGACGUAUCGUUUUUGCUUCACGUGAAGCGUAGAAACGGAAGUACGUCUUCGAAGACAUGUCGAGGCAAAAAUCGUGCCUGGCUGGAUCGCGAGCGCGUUGAAACUUAUUUUUAACAUCGUCGGACGCGCGCGAGACCACCGAAUCUUUAGACCAUUGACUGCGGAUACAUUAUCCCUCGUUUUUAUAUCAUCGUGAAUCUCUCGGAAGGAGGGUGAAUACUUUCGAGAAUCAUAUUUCCGGCGAUAUUUCUUGUCUUACCAACGAAGAUCAAAGGCUAUUUUUUUUGUUGCCAACGAUAUAUUCGCCUUUGGAUAGAUACAUAUUUCGACUUUUCAUCAAAUUUUAUCUCAAGUGUGCGAGAUGUAGCAUGCAAUUUGUUACUUCGAAUGUGAACUAGAGAAAACCUGUUGAGAAA